Messenger RNA from Vespula pensylvanica (western yellowjacket), 1156 nucleotides. It is a transcript of the gene HLH54F, whose product is annotated as transcription factor 21. Gene Ontology annotation, biological process: developmental process; regulation of transcription by RNA polymerase II. NCBI's taxonomy places the organism in Eukaryota, Metazoa, Arthropoda, Insecta, Hymenoptera, Vespidae. Gene Ontology annotation, molecular function: DNA-binding transcription factor activity, RNA polymerase II-specific; RNA polymerase II transcription regulatory region sequence-specific DNA binding; protein dimerization activity. The record is from RefSeq and is a predicted model, not a curated record. The coding region runs from base 131 to 664 and encodes 177 amino acids. The transcript is spliced from 2 exons.
UUCGAACAAUAUUACGAAUAUUACGAAUAUUAAUAGCUCUACUCAUCGAAAUCGAUCGAGAACAAUAAGAUAUUGGGAUAAAUUUUCGUUUUAUUAUUUCAACGAACGCAUAAGAACUUUUACAUCGAAGAUGCCACGGAAACGUCGAGCGUCGACACCAUCGUUGGAAUGCGACGAAGAAGAAUUCGCGUCGGAGGAAAAAUUUAGCAAAGAAGAUAUGGAUAGCCGAGCCCCAAGAAACGCAGCUAAUGCUCGUGAGCGUGCAAGGAUGCGAGUUUUAAGCAAAGCAUUUUGCAGAUUAAAAACAACCCUUCCUUGGAUUCCACCAGAUUCGAAACUCAGUAAACUCGAUACUCUUCGUCUUGCUGCAACCUACAUCGCUCAUCUUCGUGCCGUUCUCAGAGAUGACGGAGAUUCUCAUCCAGAAACGACGAGAUCGUUGUCCUUGGCUUUGUCAUGGCCUUUUGCUAUCCAAGGAACAAAUGCUUCGAUGUUGAUGAACAACAGUUGUAACAUGUCAUCCUCGGCUUCUGCCAGUUCUAAUCAGUAUCGGGGACAGCAAGGAAGCAACGAUAUUCAAAACUUCCAUCACAGUGGACACCAAAAUGCUUCCAUGCGUCACAAUCAUACUCACAAUCACGAGGCACAACUCUCAUAUUUCUAAUCCUACUUUUCGAACGACUGAUUCGAAAAGUUUAUCGAUAACGAAAUCGUGCCUUUUAACGAGAGAAGAAUCCAAAAAAAAAGAAAUAAAAUAAAAUAAAUGUAUGUUGUGCACACAUUCACGGCAAUUUACAACCUAUUUAUUUAAAAGUGCCUUAUUGCUCUAUCUCUUCUCUCUCUUUCUCUCUCUCUCUCUCUCUCUCUCUCUGUGUUAUUUAUUAAAUUACUAUUAAUAUGUAAAAACCAUUAUGAUGUGCCAUGGAUAAUUAUUGUUGUAAUUGUAACCAAAACAUGCGAACUAGUCGAAUAAAAUCUUUUUAUCAAUCGAAAAUUCUACUUUUUGUUUCGUAACUACUCGUAAGAAAUAAAUACUUUUCGAUAACUGUCCUUAGUAUAAGAGCUAUAUCCGGAAAGUAAAAGAGGAAGGAUAUGGUAACGUAAGAAGGAAAGAAACUCGAAGUAAAAUAAACAGUACGAAGAACCUUUUGUGUAA